This is a messenger RNA of Besnoitia besnoiti, 279 nucleotides long. RefSeq lists its product as uncharacterized. The record is from RefSeq and is a predicted model, not a curated record. The transcript has a single exon. Bases 1 to 279 code for a protein of 92 amino acids. NCBI's taxonomy places the organism in Eukaryota, Apicomplexa, Conoidasida, Eucoccidiorida, Sarcocystidae.
AUGCAGGAUCUUCUUUCUCUGUCGUACGCGGACUGUCACGGCGGCCACAAGGGUGCGUUACAGUCUCGUGCGCGGAGUCUUCCACGAAAAUCAAUGAAAUUCCAGUUUUUAGUGCUGCUAACAGCAUCGUUUCUGGCGCUUUAUGGAUCUGGGGGGCUGUCCACAACAGGAGCGCUUGCCGAACCUCCUGUUCAACCGGCGUGCGAAUUAGACGGCAAGAAGGCUACGUGCACGUGCAAGCAAGGGGGCUCUCCUCAGAAGCUGGAUGUGACCAUCUAA